Coffea eugenioides is the source of this 504-nucleotide messenger RNA. RefSeq names its product zinc-finger homeodomain protein 2-like. Gene Ontology annotation, molecular function: transcription cis-regulatory region binding; DNA-binding transcription factor activity. The transcript has a single exon. The record is from RefSeq and is a predicted model, not a curated record. Gene Ontology annotation, biological process: regulation of DNA-templated transcription; regulation of developmental process. Gene Ontology annotation, cellular component: nucleus. NCBI's taxonomy places the organism in Eukaryota, Viridiplantae, Streptophyta, Magnoliopsida, Gentianales, Rubiaceae. Bases 1 to 504 code for a protein of 167 amino acids.
AUGGAAGAGCUCUUGUUUUGCUACUUGAACUUAAAUGAUAAGAAAUCAUACAGGUUCAUCCUCAGAGCAUUUGUGGACCUGAUUGUUGUCUUACGUGAAAAUUCGAGUGGAGCCCCUGCAAAGUCGAGGAGUGCUCGAUCCGAUAGGAAAGAAACCGAAAGCGAAGGUUUCCACCAGCCCCACCCCACACCCCACCAUCCUCAUCAUCAUCAUCCCCACCAUGCCCAUCACCAGUUUUCACCAACUUACUCUUUCCGCUCCCCCCAUCCUUCCGGCUACCUCCACGUCACUCCACCUUCUCAUCAUCAUCACCAGAGGCCCUUACCGCUUCCCUCGACUUCGAGGGAAGACAAAGACGUGUUGAAUCCUAGUAGUGGCGAAGGAGGAGGUGGAGGGGGCAGUGGAGGAGCCGGGGGAUCGAAGAAGAGAUUUAGGACCAAGUUCACUCAGGACCAGAAGGAGAAGAUGUUGGCCUUUGCCGAAAGGCUUGGGUGGCGCAUUUAG